GAACGAUGUGGGUUUUAGAAAUCCUGACAUGAUAACACCUAAUAUAGAUCAAUUAGCUAAUGAAGGUGUUAUAUUUGAUUCAGCCUAUGUUUUACCUGUUUGUAGUCCUUCUAGGUCGGCCUUUAUGUCCGGUGUCUAUCCAUUCAAGACUGGACUGCAGCACUAUGUGAUUGGAGCUUACCAAAAUGUCUGUCUUCCUUUAAAUCUAACUAUAUUACCCCAACAGAUGAAAAAAUCUGGAUAUGCUACUCAUAUGAUAGGGAAAUGGCACCUUGGAUUCUGUAACUGGAACUGUACGCCAACCUAUCGUGGUUUUGAUUCUUAUUUAGGUUACUACAACGCAGCUGAGGACUAUUACAAGCAUAACGUUGCUGGGUUUUACGAUCUGCAUGACAAUGAAACAACAGCUUGGGAUUUUAAUGGAAAAUAUUCAACGUACUUUUUCACUGAGAGAGCUCAAGAGAUAAUCGCCAAUCAUAAUGCAGAACAACCGUUAUUCCUGUAUUUACCAUUCCAGAAUGUGCAUGAACCAAUAGAGGUUCCUGAAAAGUAUGCAAAUAUGUAUCCACAUGUUAUGAAUCAUGGAAGAAAAUAUUUUUCUGGUAUGGUAACUAUAUUAGAUGAAGCUAUUGGUAAUAUAACACAAACACUUAAAGAUAAAGGACUAUAUGAAGAUACACUUAUAUUAUUUACUGCUGAUAAUGGUGCCGAAUUAUUGUAUUAUGGAAAUAACUGGCCCUUACGGGGAGGAAAACAUAGCUUGUGGGAAGGUGGGACAAGAGGAACAUCUUUUAUGACUGGUGCAGGAUUGCAAAAGAUAGGUAUUACAUACAGUGGCUUAAUUCAUGCUGUUGACUGGAUGCCGACUUUGAUUGCGGCAGCAGGUGGUGAGCAAGUACCCGGUAUAGAUGGAAUCAACCAAUGGGAUUCAAUUAGACUAAAUCAACCUUCUAAAAGAACAGAAUUUAUUUAUAAUUUAGAUGAUUUUUAUAUUCCAACACAAGGGCAUGCUGCAAUGCGGUAUGGUAUUUGUUUGAUAUUCUGA
Patella vulgata (common limpet) is the source of this 1045-nucleotide messenger RNA. RefSeq names its product arylsulfatase B. The transcript has 11 exons. The coding region runs from base 29 to 1045 and encodes 338 amino acids. The record is from RefSeq and is a predicted model, not a curated record. NCBI's taxonomy places the organism in Eukaryota, Metazoa, Mollusca, Gastropoda, Patellidae.